Molecule: messenger RNA, 4520 nt
Organism: Anopheles moucheti
Lineage: Eukaryota; Metazoa; Arthropoda; Insecta; Diptera; Culicidae
Gene: heix
Product: ubiA prenyltransferase domain-containing protein 1 homolog
Exons: 3
Coding region: 666-1655 (329 amino acids)
Biological process (GO): vitamin K biosynthetic process; menaquinone biosynthetic process
Cellular component (GO): endoplasmic reticulum; Golgi membrane
Molecular function (GO): prenyltransferase activity
Source: RefSeq, a predicted model, not a curated record
AACUUUUUUGAGCAAAUAGUUCCAAAAAAUCUAUAAUCUAAACCUGGCCGGGGUGCGGUAAUUUCAAAGUAAUCUCGCAAAACGGAACACAGCUGGCACGGUCGAUCCAUUUUAAAGCGUCCGCUCCCAACUACCCAUCUUGCCAGAUAGUGCCCCUUUGUACCAAAGUCCUGUGUGAAACUUCUGCAUCGCUAAAACGGUACACUGCGAUUAAACACGCACUCGCAUAUAGAAACACUGAUUGUUUAGUAUAAAUCGUCCAAUCGACUGCGCACACAAAAGGUGUGAGGGAAGUGGAAAAGAAAGCUUAACAGUGCCAAGUAUUUACAAUAUGCAAACAUCUUGCACACGGCCGCGAUUCCAGUGAACGACACGCGACGUGGAUCGCCGAAAAUCUGGAUGGGUAAACGGCACUAAGUGCUGACGCGAAGCACCACCGUUCUGGUGUAGCAUGACGAUGUGCAGAUGCACGUCUUCGUAACAGCAGCCGCAGCAGUAGAGAAAAAGUACGUUAAGUCACGCUUUUUGCCGGUUAUAAUUAGACUGUACGGAAAACGUGAACUGUGAAACACCGAUCGGGAAGGAGGCAACGCAAGAACUGCUAUUUCGAGUGGCGCGGGAACCGAAAUUAAUAAUCAACCGUAGGAUAAACAAAGCGAUACGCGAUGGCAGCGAAACUUGACGACCUCUUCGAUUUUGAACCAGACGUCGCUGGCAAUACACGGGGCGAUAGACCACACAUCAAAGCAUCGUUAAUGAAAGUUAAAACGUACCUAUCGGCACUACGACCAUGGUCCUUAUCGGCCAGUUUGAUGCCAACACUACUCGGCACAACACUCGCGUUACGUGUGCGGGGAUAUGAGUCCUUCAACGUGUGGACGUUCUUUUGUACCGCGCUAACGGUCAUGACUGUGCACUGUGCCGGAAAUCUAGUCAAUACGUAUUAUGACUACGUAAAGGGUAUCGACGAUCGCAAGGCAGACGAUCGAACGUUGGUCGAUCAUAUUCUCAGUAAGGAUGAGGUUGUUACCUUAGGCGUGCUGCUAUAUUUAGCCGGCUGUUUAGGAUUUGGAUUCCUUGUGUAUCUAUCACCAGCCAAGCUGGAACAUCUUGCUCUGGUGUACUUUGGUGGGCUAUCGUCCAGCUUCCUGUACACCGGUGGCAUCGGCCUGAAGUACAUUGGGCUCGGUGAUGUGCUAAUCUUGGUCAUCUUUGGUCCCAUCUCCGUGCUGUUUUCAUACAUGGCACAAACUGGGUACAUCGAAUGGGCUACCAUUUUCUACGCCAUUCCGCUCGCACUCAACACGGAAGCGAUUCUGCACAGCAACAACACGCGGGACGCAGAGUCGGACAAGCGGGUCGGCAUUGUGACGUUGGCCAUACUAAUCGGCAGAACGUGUUCGUACGUACUGUACGUUGUGCUGCUCUUCACACCGUACGUGAUCUUCGUGGUGCUCGGUAUGAAAUACUCCGUACUGUUUCUGUUGCCAAUGGUUACGUUCAAGCAGGCGUUCGCACUCGAGAGACAGUUUCGCAACGAGAGUACCGUGCAGAAGGUACCGCGUCAAACGGCCAAGCUGAACCUGUUCUUCGGUAUUUUGUACGUUGUGGCCUGUUUCGGUGCAUCCCAGCUACCGCUGAUAACGCAAAAGUGAACCAAAACGCCGAAUGCGUCCAAGUGCAUUACACAUAUACCGUUUGCGCGAUGUGUGCCCAUUGAUUAACUGUUGGUAGAACAUUUUCUGGAUAACGUGCUGUUAUAAUGGCGCACCACCACCUCAACGCUGAAGCGGCUCUACCUUAGUUGUUCUAUUUAUUCGUUAUAAUAUCGAAACCAUGCUGCCACACACACUGUUCGGUAGAUUUGUUAAACCAGUUUGUGUUUACUUAACUGAAUACACACGGGUAUGUGUGUAAGAUCUGUUGUGUGUUCACGGUUCUCUGCCGUAGUCCUGCAUCAAAGUGCACACGUUCGGAUUGCAGUUUGAAUAGUUUCGUAAAGUUUAAAUGUAUUAUUUAAAGUUGUUGCUGAACGAAGAAAUGUCGGAAUCCCAUCCUUUCGAAGGCUUAUUAAACCCUUCCAACGCUGUGUGAUGCUGAACGUGUUAAUGAAUGAGCUCGUUAUUGAUAAUCACUGUGUUUGUAUGUGCGCGGUGUGUAAUAUGCAGAGGUUCUGACGGCAGUUUCAAGUUGAAAACCAAUGCUUCACAUCUGUAAAUCAGUUAGAUUAAAAUUUAGCCUCAUUUCAGAGGAGGAACUACGAAUUAACAUUGGUUUCGCAACCGUAAAACCAUUCUUCAAAAUCGGCAAACACAUUUUCAUCCAGUUCAAUAGUUUAUCUACUUCUCCGUGUAUGAAAAUUCGAUUGUUCGUUUACUUUACAAAGGUUUGAUUAUGAUUUAUAGAUAUAUUGAAACAUUGGUUUACAAUUUUAAACUGGCUCAAGAAUCCUUUUUAUGGAUGGUUACUAUUUUAGUAUACUUUGACUUUGCUCCACCUGGUGGAAAAUACUCCAUUUUCUCUUAUUCCAUCAACGCUUCAGAUUGGUAGGAAUUUGGUCAAAUUUUAGUAAGAUUAUGAGUAAAAAUAUAAUAGUUGCUUUUCCUACAUUUUCCUUUCCAUGACCCUGCGGCGAAACAUAAUAACAUAUCAAUCAAAAAACAUAAAAUAAAUGGAUGGCACCGGAACGACCGGAACCGAAGCGUCAGUCCACGCAACGAAAAACUAAUUAGCUGGCAAACAACAACAAGGACAGCACUAAAACUAUCUGAAAAAUGUUUUCCGUUUUCUUGUAGAAUAAUAAAACCACAGAACCAUUAUCGAGUGGUGGUGGUAUCGUCACGAUUCGGUGCGAUACGUACAAAAAAGGAACAUGCUCGAAAGCUUGCGAAAAGACCAAAGUUACGGCAAUUUUACGAAACCAAUCAAGAGUCAUCGCAAGGAUUGAGCGUUGUGCGUAAAACAAAAUGUAAUUAUUAUUCCGUGUAAGUAGUAAAGGGUAUUUUUUCCUCCCCUGUCAGCUUCUAUUCAGUGCUGUAAUGAACCGUGGCUAGAUACGAUAGAUUAUCCAGUGGGAUAAAAUUGAGCGCUUCACUGAGACGCUAUUUUCGGAAACGACUCAUACUUCUCUUUUUGUUCAAAACCACAACCGUAAGUGAGAGACAAUAAUUAGCUCAUUAGGAUUAGCGUAUGUUGGAUUCAACAUCGAUUAUAAAAAUAUGGUAGGAAGGUGAGGUGUCUUCGGUGCUGAUUCAAAGUAAAGAAGAACUAAAAGAAUAUUGUUGCGUCUGGGAGCGCAAGCGAUAGAUGCGUACUAACCUCAGCUUUUUUAUAGCUUUCAGUCAACUCAUGCACCAUGAAAGAAGCGAACAGAUGAUAAUUAUGCUCGUUAGUGUACGCAUUAGUUGUAGGCAUGUUAGGCUUAGCCUACGGACGAUAUACACUCGGCGUGGAAUGGAACAUUGAUCGAUAAACCCCCGUGAAGGUGAUUGUAGGCAUUAAUGUGUUGUCCGACAAACUCAGAAAAUGAAAAAAGAACAAUUCGUGCCUGUUUUGUGCAAGAAAAAGUGUGCGAUUUAUUACAACACAGCAAAUAAGGUGUUGGGUCCUGCAGAGUAUAGUAGUGCCAUCGGGUGGGCAGUAUGGCGGUGGCAUUUGUUUACUCCCUUUUGAGAAAUAGGAAGGACAAGGAAAUGUAAUGCAAGCCGAAUGGAUGAGCUUUGGUUCGUUUUGCCUGCGUUCGCACGUACCCGGGAGAUCUGAUAUAUUGGUUCUGCAUGUCCAUGCAUUUUGGGACACAUUAGGUAAAACAAGAGCGGGAUAGGAGCAAUCACAGAAGAUAGGAAUCGACUGUUGACUGUAGCCGAUGGUACUCUGUUAGCUAGGCACAUGUAUUUGUAUAAACAAUAAGUUACAUUUAUAAGGAAAUUGCGGCAUUUUGCUUACAAGUUGAUUGUUUCUUAAUUCAAAUCGCUAAAAGGGGUAGUCACAGCAGCAGUCGAUGCAGUCAUCCUCCUUCAAAUGCUCGCGGUUUGUUGAUUCAGCCUAUAGUAAAGAUAUGUUUACCGUUUUUGCUAAUAUUGCGGAUACAAAAAAGGAACUUACCCGAAUAUAUCCGAAUACAAUACUUACGAAUACACCUACUUUACGAUCAUGCUAGAUCUGUUGUACAGUUGAUUCGUAUAUAGUUCUCAUAUAUGUUUACGCCAGGUGUAGCAUAUUCUCUAGUUCGGUAGUUCGGUAGGAAAGAAUGAAUGCGUUAACGCGAGAAUUCGAGUGCGUCAACUCUCAGGCGUGAAGGGUCUUCCAUGCAUAGCAUUGUUGCCUGUGCAAUCGGGCAAACACACGUGGAAAGGGAUUUGAUUUAAAACGUGUCUGCAUGUACACGCCGGCAGCGAUAUUCCGUGUUCUAUGGCAACUAUUUAUUAUUCGAAGGUCUCGGUUUUUGCUCACACGGUUAGGAUUAUUAAUAAUAAAGAAAACAUGAUGAAAGUUGCUAGUAAGAAAUAAAAAAUCAUUAA